CUCAGCUCAGGAGAUCACAGGCAGCAAGCUGGUUUCCGUGCAGCCCCGAGGAGCUCUUGCGAGAAUUGUUAUUGUAAUGGCGUCCACGUCGAGCUCGACGUCGGUGGACGAGAGGGAGCGCAAGCGGAAGCGUGCGGACUCCACGCCGUCGGCCGGGGCGGGGGCGGAGGCGCAGCCGUCCAAGUGGCGGACGCGGCGGGAGCACGAGAUCUACUCGUCCAAGCUCUUCGAGGCGCUCCGCCUCGUCCGAGGCGGGUCGACUGCCGCGUCGCCGUCGACGGCCCCGGCGCGCGGGCGGGCGGUGCGUGAGGCGGCCGACCGCGCGCUCGCGGUGGCCGCCCGCGGGCGCACCCGCUGGAGCCGCGCCAUCCUGGCGUCCCGCCGCCGCCGCCUCCAGGCCGCCCACCGCGCGAGGCUCCGCGCCCCGGCCUGCCCGCCGUCGCGGCACCCCUCCGCUGCCGCGUCGGCGUCGGCGGCGGGGAAGGCCCCGGCGCUGGCGAGGAAGGCGAAGGUGCUCGGGCGGCUGGUGCCCGGGUGCCAGAAGCUGCCGUUCCCGGCGCUGCUCUCCGAGGCGUCCGACUACAUCAAGGCGCUGGAGAUGCAGGUGCGCGCCAUGACGGCCCUGGCCGAGGUCCUGGCCAGCGUCUCCUCGUCGUCGUCCCCAGCCUCCGGCAGCUCCUCCUCGUCGUCCUCCUCGCCGGCGUGACUUUGAUCCGUGUAUUCGUUGUAAAUUUCGCUCCUCCUCCUUCUUUUUCCAUUUAAUUUUCCUCGUGGGAUGGGAUUAGUUAGUUAGUUCGUGGUGUUGGUUGUCGAGUUAGUUGAGCGGUUAGUGUGGGGUGGUGGUGGUGGUGAUAAUGAUGGCACUCUGGCGAUUUCGCCCGUGCUGUAAUGCCUGCCGAGUAGGCACAUUCGUUCGUUUUGUUCGCGUCUCUUUUUUCCUUGGGAUUCUGCCGUUCGAUCCAGUCUCCGAUA
Molecule: messenger RNA, 972 nt
Organism: Lolium rigidum
Lineage: Eukaryota; Viridiplantae; Streptophyta; Magnoliopsida; Poales; Poaceae
Product: transcription factor bHLH148-like
Exons: 1
Coding region: 77-706 (209 amino acids)
Biological process (GO): regulation of DNA-templated transcription
Molecular function (GO): protein dimerization activity
Source: RefSeq, a predicted model, not a curated record